Colletotrichum truncatum is the source of this 2889-nucleotide messenger RNA. NCBI's taxonomy places the organism in Eukaryota, Fungi, Ascomycota, Sordariomycetes, Glomerellales, Glomerellaceae. The record is from RefSeq and is a predicted model, not a curated record.
AUGGAGAACUUCUCGCCGACAAGCCAGCAUUCGAAUCCCGCAACACCAGCGCAGGCAUCGAACAACCCCCACCAUUCGCCAACAUCUCCGACCUCCACCCACGAUUUUCCCGCCGUUAGCCGUCAUGGCGCAACCUCUAUACCCCCCGACCAGCCUGUUGCCAUGACGGCGUCCGGUGUGCCCGCCCUCAAUCCGCGAAGCUGUGUCACCUGUCGUCGAAGAAAGGUCCGAUGCGACAAGCAAAUGCCUUGCAGCAACUGUCGUCGAGCUGUCAUUCAAUGUAUUUUCCCCGCCCCCGGCCGCGCUCCUCGAAGGCCUAGACCAAAGGACCCCAACGCUCCGCCCAAGAAUUCUUCGGAGCGCGAGGUCGAACUGAUGAAGCGCCUGCGCAAGCUUGAGGGUAUUGUUGAGGAGCUGAGUGGUCAGAUUGAAGUCGAGAGCGGCACAGGGAGCAACAGUGGACGUCAAAACUCGAGCACCGGAGAUUCCCCCGAUACUCAAGGGAACGACUUUUCCUCAGAGAGGGCAGGGAGUACACAGAGUGGUAGUGCGGGAGUGGCUGCGCUGAAGGAGGCUGUUGCGCCAGUGCGAAUGGAUACAGACUCAGAGCCGAAGCGGCCGAUGGAUCAUCGGCAGUCAGGCGUCAGCAGGUCGUUUGGCCGGCUAGUGAUGCAUGACAAGGGCAGGACAAGCCGCUACGUGAGCAGCGCGUUUUGGUCCAAGCUCAAUGACGAAAUCGACGAGCUUCGGGAGAGAAUGCGAACCAUGGACGAAGAAUCCGAUGAGUCUGAAAACGAAGAGACGCCCGAUGGCUCGCCGCUACAGGACAAUGACGCAUCAGCCGAUCAUCAUGCUUUCAUACUUGGAUAUCGCUCGUCGGAUGUUGACUUGCGCAAGCUGCAUCCGCUGCCGUCGCAAAUACCAUUCAUGUGGCAGGUCUACCAAGAAAAUGUUGAGCCAUUGCUCAAGAUCCUUCAUAUACCUACGAUGGAGAAGCUCAUUCGUGAUAUGCGACGCAACAUUGAUGAGUUGACCCCUGGAAACGAGGCUCUGCUGUUCUCCAUCUACUACGCUGCCAUUACAUCCAUGGAAGACGAGGAGGUCGAGAAGAACUUUGGGUCCAAGAAAGAAGAGAUGCUUUCGCAGUAUCGCUUCGCGCUGGAACAGGCUCUCGCAAAAGCCAACUUUCUCAACACUUCAGACAUGGUGGUCCUCCAAGCUUUUGUCAUGUUUCUCACAUUGGUCAGGCGGCAAGACGAUACUCGCUUUUGUUGGACGUUGACGGGGUUGGCAAUUCGCAUCGCGCAAGGAUUGGGUAUUCACCGUGAUGGAACGCAUUUCAACCUUCCACCGUUUGAGACUGAGAUGCGGCGACGCCUCUGGUGGUCCAUCUGCACACUUGACCUGCGCUCCGCAGAAGAACUGGGCAGUGACCUUACCAUCAUCGAUCGUUCAUUCGACACAGAACUUCCGUCUAACAUCAACGACUCGGAUAUUGAGCCUGGCAUGGUUGAGCCGCCCAAGCCUCGUCAAGGUAGAACGGAUUGUGCCGUAUCAUUGGUGCGAUACGAAAUUUGCGCCUUAUCCAGACGACUUCAUACUGUUGGAUCAGCAAUGGCUGGCGUCUGCCCGCGCGAUGCCGCUUCGAGCCUCGAAGAACGCGAGCGGAUGCUAAUUGAAGUUUACGAUCGGGUCGAGGAGAAGUUCCUUCAGCACUGCUUCACCGACGACGACCCCUUGUUCUGGAUGGCCGCCAUGAUCGCUCGUGUGAUUAUGGCCAAGAUGAGUCUCGUCAUCUAUCAGCCGAUGCUGUUCCCUGGUAACGGACACGAGCUGGCGGGAGAUAUUCGCGACAGACUCUUCGUCUCCGCCAUUGAGAUUGUCGAGUAUAAUUACAUCCUCAACACUGACCCACGCUGCAAGCAAUGGAGGUGGCUAUUCCAGACAUACCGACAGUGGCAUGCUAUUGCGUACAUUCUCAUGGAGGCUGGACGACGCCCAUGGUCAGCUACCUCUGAGCGUGGCUGGGAGGCAGUCAACAAUACCCUGCGGUUUGAUAAGGAUCCAACCGAGAUAUCUAGGAUGGCAGAUCACAUGGCUGUUUGGGUGCCGCUGCGAAAGUUGAGCGCAAAGGCAACCAAGCAUCGCGAGGCAGAGAUUGAGCGUCUCAGAUCAGAUCCCGAAGCGGCGCGCCAGCUCGACGUCGACGACCGUAUGAACCCCAUUCCAGCCAGACUUGGCCCUGUGCCUGGGAUGGAGAACACACACCUCGCGAUCCGCGCCCGUUGGCGAAAGUUGGUGCGGACAGAGGGCUCCAGUCCAUUGGCAGCACCUAACAAUGCGGCCCCAACACGAACUCAACCGACGCAAAACCGGCCGAACCAGACCGCUACGGCUCCUCCGCAGGAUUUGCAGGAGAACAACUCGAAUCUCAUCGACACGGUUAUGAUGAACCGGAGCUUCAACCCAAGCGAAAUGUGGGAGUACAUAUACCCUACAGCACAGUCCAUGGCUGCGGACCCUAACAAUACUCUUUUCCCACCCAGCGCCAUCCAGCAGACGGCGUCUCAGCCCAUGAUGCCUUCUUCUAUACAAACUCCCACCCUUCCAAACAACAAUCAAGCAUCCAAUGCAGAGCAGAGGCAGAGACAGCAGGCUAUCGCCGCCACUUCUCAACCGCAGAUUGCGUCGUCCGUUAAUGAUAACCAGCCACCAUGGCUGUGGUCUGACCCUUUCACGUCCAUCAACAACCGCUUUGAUGAUGUGCCGAUGGAUGCGAUAGACGUAAAUAUGGACAAUCUGGACGAUUUCAACUGGCAAAAUUGGCAGGAGAGUAUCAAAGGUUUCGAGAUGGACCCGGAAAACAACCCGGGCAAGGGGGCUUGGUGA